GCAGGUCGAGCUAGGAGGCUAGCUGGUUAGCAUCCAGUGGAGGACAGCUCGGAGUUAGAGACAGAUCCCAGUGACUCGGACCUGAGCUGCUUUACCACCUGACCGUUCUCCAAGUGACGCACAGAGACAAACAUGUCCGCUGCUUCGCGUGCUCCUGUCGUUUUCAUCGCGCUCACGUGAUAAAACACUCAUGCUAACGUUAGCCUGUUAGCAGCUCUGGUUGUCUUUUCUGCAGCUGUGGCUCUGCACGGAUCUAGACUGUAGCUCCAGCUGAUUUCAGGAGGCUGUCGUGUGUUUACAAAGAUGUUCCUGGUUGGGCUGACGGGAGGAAUCUCCUCGGGGAAGAGCACCGUGUCUUCCAUGCUGCGGGAGCUCGGGUGUCCCAUUAUCGAUGCCGACGUUGUGGCCAGGAAAGUCGUGGAGCCCAACACUCCUGCCUACUCUCGCAUCGUCCGCCACUUCGGGCGAGAGAUCCUGCUUGAGAACGGGGAGAUCGACAGGCAGAAGCUGGGUGAGCUCAUCUUCGCCGACGAGGAGAAAAGGAAGCUGCUGAACUCCAUCACCCACCCGGAGAUCCACAAAGCGAUGCUCAAAGAGAUCCUCUUCUACUUUCUCAGAGGUUAUCGCUAUGUGGUGCUGGACGUGCCUCUUCUCUUUGAAACCAGACGUCUCACUAAGUUUUUGAACCACACUGUGGUGGUUUACUGUGACCCUGCCACUCAGCUGUCCCGCCUGAUGCAGAGGGACGGCCUGACCCAGGAGCAGGCCGAGCAGCGUGUGGCCGCCCAGAUGCCGCUAAAUGAAAAGCGCGGCCUGGCCAAUCACGUUAUCGAGAACUCGGGCAGCCGGGAGGACGCCCACCGGCAGGUCCUGCGGCUGCACACAAAGCUGGAGGACUCCAUGGACUUCCUUUUAGUGAGGGUCAUUGCAAUCGCUGCCACCACGGGUCUGAGUGGGAUUCUGCUCUAUGCUGCUAAGAUCCUUUUAUCCUAACAGAGGAAAUUGGAGCUGUGAAAGUGUUCGCUCCCAGAUCUGGUCAAAGACGGGGAUGUGAACGGGAGCAGGCAGGUCGGAGGUAAUGAUGCAAAUUACUGUGAGAUUAGUUUCACACCACCCAUCACUGCAGCUCGGGGGUGCGACGUGCACUGAUUAACACGGACUCACACUGUUGACAUAACAUGUGAUGACAAAUUGUUGUUUUGUGUGAAGGGUUUCUAUGUGCAAUUUCUGUGGGGUUUUACUGUGAGACACUAAAACAUGAGGGUGAUGAUGUACACGCUCAAAUUUACAACCUGUGCUUACUAAUAUCAGUGAUGCUCUAAAUAGUGAUGUCAGAUUGGAACUUAAUCAUAAUGCAGGGUUCCACAAGUAGCUUAUAUUUGUAAAACCGUGAGGUAUGAUUAUAGAACGGAUGAGAUCCUAUUUGGUUAAACCUAUAGACUUUACAUACAGGUCCACGUCAUGACAGCUCCCCAAAAGUGAAGCCAAAUCAUCCGGAUCGCCCUCUGGUGGUUGGCUGCGGUAUAGGACAUAAGCCCGGCCUCCUCCAUGCUAGCAGAUGGAACAUAGGUCCAAAUAAAUAGUCAAAGUUCACCUCAAAUACUUUUUUUUCUGUCAUUUUAGGUAGGUCUUAACAAACUUAUGUUCAUUCAAGUGUUGAUUUAGUUAAUUUGGUUUCAUUUAGUUAUUUGAUUUGAUACAGUGUGAAACCUGAUGAUCGCCAGCUGAGACUGACUCCCUGUUGGUCGAGAGCAUGUAUCAGCAAGACCUCGAUACUGUGGCUACACACCAAGAAAAAAGAGGACGCCACCUGUCUCCGGGUUAAUUUAGCUUAAUGGUUGUGGGAGGAGGAGGUGAAGUCCAUCGUUAUACACCGUUCCCUGUGCUCACGCCUUUUGAAGCUGCUCAAAUUAGACAUUCUGUGUGAUUUCAUCGAUUAAAUAAAAACUGAUUGAGAGAAGAUGGAAGAAGUUAAAGAUUGUAGUCACUGACGUGUCUGUAGUUUUUAUUCAUUCUGCACCGACUCAUUUAGUUUUUUUCUUGCAGGAUCAUAUGAUUUCAACUGGAUGGGAUUCUGUCUCGGAAAAUAAGUAAAAUACUGAAUAUGAAGAUUGUGACGAUAAAGAAUAUGUAAUGAUUGUAUGUUAAUGACUGUAUAAUGAAGAAUGACAGAAGAUAUUUGACAAUCCAUUUUGAAUGGGAGCCGAGCGACUUUACACAAGAUAGCAGACUAUAUUUAUCAUAGUAUUUUCUUACACUUGAAGCUGUCCUCUUUAAAUACCUCAACCUGUGAUGUGUUUCCCUCAGUGCACACUCGCCUGUAACAUUUGUAAUGUGAGCUGCUUAAUUUUAACAUAAAUGAUCCAACACCACUGAUUUAAAGGAACAAUUAUCA
Messenger RNA from Platichthys flesus (European flounder), 2395 nucleotides. RefSeq names its product dephospho-CoA kinase domain containing (gene dcakd). NCBI's taxonomy places the organism in Eukaryota, Metazoa, Chordata, Actinopteri, Pleuronectiformes, Pleuronectidae. Bases 304 to 993 code for a protein of 229 amino acids. The record is from RefSeq and is a predicted model, not a curated record. Gene Ontology annotation, biological process: coenzyme A biosynthetic process. Gene Ontology annotation, molecular function: ATP binding; dephospho-CoA kinase activity. The transcript has 5 exons.